AUGGCGAUUGGAGGGGGCAUGGUUCCCGGCGGGGAUGACUUGCUGACCCGCGACGCGAGGACGAUAGCGGAGUACAUACGCCUGAUGUCCUUCGAGGUGUUGGGCGAGGAGGCGCAGGGGCGGGAUCGUCCGGUGGAGCGGUGGCAUCAGACCGGGCUGUCCCUGACGGAGGCACUGGACAAGGCCGAGGCGACCGCCGCGCGACCGGCUCGCCUGCCGAACCUGCUAGCCCUUGCCGCGGCCAUCCGCCCUGUCGACAGCAGUGCUGCUACUGCCGCCGGUGGUGGCCGUACAAGUGGGGGCGCUACUACUGCUCCCCCCUCGGGGGGAACGAAGCGAAAACGUAGGGAUGAUGCCGGGAACUCGCCUGGGACAGCGGCGGCGACGGCGGCGGCGGGCGGUGAGCCGAGAGCGGGGGCGCCGGGCGCGAAACGGAGGCGUGUGGACGCGAACGCUAUCAUGUGCCCCUUCGAGCUCAAUGGGGUGUGCAACGACGACGAUUGCAGAUACCAGCACUUGGACGUCUACCUACGACCCUCGUUAAACCCGGGCACAUCCCCUGCCCCCAACGCUGCAUCAGCGGCAGCAAAUGGCCAGCCGGCCAAACCCUCGGCAUCAGACCCUGGCGGUGCUUCGCCGGUCCCGGGGCCGUUAGCGGCGGCGGCGGCGGCGGCGGCGGCGGCGAGAACUGACGAGAGGCCUUCAGCGCUCGGGCAGCACCGGCUCCCCGCCAUCGACUUCACGGGCGCGGCGAAGAGAGACGCUGUUGCCCGCGCUAGAGAUAGCGGGCGGCGGGGUGUCGUCAAACCCUCCUCGACGAGGCAGCCAUCUUCCGAGACCGGGGGGGGGAUGCCGACGGCGGCGGAAGGGGGUACCGCCGAUCAGGCAGGCGUCGGCGGCGGCAACGCCAGCGGGGAGUUGGAGGAAGCAGAAGCCGUCGACUCCGGGGAAGAGACGACGAGCGUGGACGGGGAGGAGGAAGAAGAAGACUUCCUCGCACUCCCGACAGAGCGUGCGGAAAACAACGGCGGCGACGGCGGCGAGGCAUCCUCCGAGACCGCCGCCGCCGCCACUCCCGAGCAAGCGAGCCCCGCGGUAUUGGCAAAAGCUUUCGCUCUUGCAGCUUCGGGGGCUUCAGCCUCCGGCGGCCCUGGCAACGUCGUGAGAGGGGCGGGGGGCUCCGGUGUCGGUCGAGAGGAGCGGUACUACCCAGAGGGUGGAGACGGAAAGACCCAAGGUGCUGCUUCGGCCGCUCUACCGGACGAUCAGCUGAGUGCGCUGGAGGCCCAGCUCAACGAGGGGGCGAGCUGCGACGUGGAGGGCUGGUUGCUCCUCGCGAUGCACCAGCUCCCUCGUACCGGGGGCUCCGUGAAGGCGGUCCUGAACACGAUCUCGGAUGUUGCGUGCGGUGCGAGUGGGCCCAUGGGAAGCGUCGACCAAGCCGCAAUAAAGACUGCCCUGCGAACGUUCGUCCAGCCCCUGGAGCGGGCAGAAGGAGGGCAGGCAGAGGUGCUGUGGCUUUUGUACCUCAGGCUGUUCGCUUUCCUUCCCGGAAAGAGCGAGGACGCUCUUGGAAUGGCAGAAUACGCCCUAGAGAAGUUCCCCACGUCGCGACGGAUCUGGAGGCUCUACCGCUCCAUGUUGCAGACCUCUCCGGGGUGGAGCCUGUCGGAAGAUGUCUCGUGUUACCGUAGGCAGAUCGAGGCGCUCCUGCUCCUCCAGCCGCGGGCCGCAGAUAUGCGGGCUUCACCACGAGACGGUAGCAGCAGCGGCGGCGGCGGCCCCGGUGCGAAGGCGACGAGUUCCGGAUCGCUGGGCAAAAACAAGAGCGGCGACGGUGGCACCGGUGGCACCGGCGGCGGCGGCGGCGGCGCAGAGGCGAAUGUGAAGAUGAUUGUGUACCUAGUCCUCGAACGCUGCUCCCUGUUGGCGGAGGCCGGGUACAAGCUCCAGGCUGCCGCUGAGAUCCUCGACAGCCUCGGGGCUCUCGCGGAGGGCCAGCCCCUGUGGGGGUGGGACGCCCGGGACGGGCAGGGGAGGAGGACGCUCCUGAGGACUAGCGAAGGCGGCGGCCACGAAAGGGAAGGGGAGGGGGGCGGAGCUAGAAGAGAAGGAGGAGGAACCAAGGCGGGAGGUUCCACCGAAGCGAGCGACGACGAUGGCCAGCGUUUACCGGCGGGUGUGGCGGCGGCGCUGAAACACGCGCCGCGCGACUCGCGGUGCGUGCUGUGGUUGACCGCGCUGCACCUCCUCGUCAUGGGCGUGUUUCCCCACCACGUGCUCACGCUUGCCGAGAACGACUGCGGCGGCCUCGGCGGCAGCAACGACACCACCGCCGCAGGCGGUGGCCUUGCGGACUUGCUCUUGUGGCCUGCGGAGUGGCUGUCCCCCAAGAGCAGCGCGAUCCUCCGGCUGUCGGCCAGCCCAGACCUGCAGGACGCGACCCUGAAGACAUUCAUGACCGCCCUGUCCGACGUGGGGCUGCUCCCCCCGCCGAGGAGCAAGGGUUGCUGGGCUCCCGCCAUCAAGGACCGCGACGCCCUUCUGUCCAGCGCGGCCGAGGCGAAGGCCGCGCGGGCCGGAGGCAUGGCGCCGGACGCCUCUGCCCUGGAGGGGCCCCCGCUCGUGCUCGCGCUGAACUGGCUCGCGUUCUGCCUGCGGCGCGGCCGGGUGGACGCGAGGCAGGGGCGCAUGAUGGCGUUCGCGUGCUGCCGGAGGUUCCAGCUCUCCCGGCCCGACCAGCCGGCGCUGCUGGAGCACUUCCUGCUCGAGCACGCCGUCUCCAAGACGAGGACCCUGGGCGACACCUACCACGAGAUCUCCCGCGCGUUCGACGCCGACGGGGUCGCCGCGGGAGCCUUGCGCGAGAGGCGGGAUGGCGAGGGCAAGAGCGCUAGCUUUAACCCUGCCGGCGCCAGAAGCAGGAACGAACAGUCGGUGAACUUGGUGCCCCCGCCGUCGGGGGAACGGAUCCAGGCGGUGUACGCGUUCCUGCGGUUCGUCGAGUCGCGGCUGGAGGCCGCGCGGUCGGAGUCGGAGUCGGAGUCGGAGUCGGCGAACGACGCCGGUCGAGGUGCGCUCGAAGACGCGCGGCGCGUGCUGCGCGACGCUCUGGUGGGCAUGUGGAUGGGGGCGGCGGCGGCGGCGGCGAGCGCCGCCGGCGGCGGCGCUGCCCGCUCGGACUCCGACCGUUGGCUCGAAGAAGAAGGCGGGGAGUCGGUGCGGCGAGCCCUCGAGGGCGCCAAAGCUUCUCUGUUUCGCUGGGCGGACGGCGGAAGUGGUGGCUGUGAUGCUCCCGGGGGAAAUGGGGAACGUCAACUGUCAACGAUCGUCUUUUCCCUGUGGGUUCUGGGGGGCGCUUCUGCUGCGAUUGGGUCUCUGGACCAUAUUCUCAGCGCUGAAUCGUUUUCGGGCGUAUCGGCGGAGCGGAAACGGCUUGCGUGGCUGCAGAGGCUAGAGGCUGCCAUGAUUCUGUCGACGCAGCAGCAGCAGAAGCAGCAGGCGUCCGGGGUAGAUGCCAUGCAAGGAGUGCGGGAAGUGGCUCUGCGUGCUUUGGCGGAUCACCGCACGGAACGAAGGGCGGGGUAUCCGUCGCUUGCGCAUUUCGUGGCGGCGACUCUCGACCGCCCGCCGGCGACCGAAAGCCCCGUCAGGGACUCCAGCUGCCAGCCAGGAAAGUCUCUUUCUAGAUACACUCCUUCCGCGCCCCUCGCGACGGACUCGGCGGCAUCGUCGUCGUCCUUCGCGUGCGACGUCUUGACGGUGUACGCGAACCACUUCCGGGAGGCGAGGAGGGGGGGCGUCGACUGGGUGGUGGCCGCAGAGGCCCUGGGGGGCGUGUCGGCCGCGGCGGCGGCGGCGGCGCACGCGUCGUGCGCAGCGCUGGCGCUGCUCCGGUGGGUAAGUUGGGCCGACCAUGACGAGAGCGGAGCAGUAACCGCCGCGAGCUUGGUGGACGGUGCGUCUGCGCUGAAGGCAAACGCCCGCCCGUACGUCGAAAUGGCGCUGGCCAUGAACCCGGCGGACACGGCCCUGUGCGGCGCCGUAGCCGCACUUUGGGCGGCAACGGGGUCUCCGGACCUUGCGCAGCGAGUUCUGGAGGCGGCGCUGCGAGCCCACCCGUACUGCGCAGAGCUGUGGGAACAGCGGGUUGCUCUUGAAGCGGGGUUUGGGAGCGGGUCGACGGAGCGCGCCGGCGCUACGGCAGCGGCCGCGGCGGGUAGCAGAGUCAUGUUGAGGUUGAGGUGCGGGGGGAAAUUGGGCGGGCAAACCCCGAGCGGCCUGCAGGCGCGAACGGCCGGCCGGAUAGCGACGGCCAUCAGCCACCCUCCCUCUCGACGAGAAACCAAAUCGUUCUCUCUCCAGGCCGCGCUGCGCGCUCCCCCCGGCUCAUCAGCGCCCGUGGCGGCGGCGGCGAUGGCGACGAUAGAGGUUCCCAGAAGCAUAUUCCUGAUGACUAGCCUGACGAGUCUCUCGUUGGCGUUCAACGGCCUUCUGUCCGUGCCGGCCGCCAUCGGAAGCUUGUCCGUCCUGAGAUCCCUGGACGUUUCGGGCAACGCGCUCGCCUCGCUCCCGCAGUCGCUGUCGAGGCUGUCGGGCACUCUCCGGCUGCUGCGCGCGGCGGGGAACCGGCUUCAGUCGCCGCUUUCCGCCGCCACCCCUAUCGGCGACCUCGUCGGCCUGCGCGUGCUGGACCUAGAAAACAACGAGCUGUCGAACUUCCCGGGAGUGGUGGUGCCAACGCUGACGCAGCUCCGUAGCCUGAAGCUCGCGGGGAACGAAUUUUCGGAGCGAGCCCCGGCGGGGUUGUCAGAUGCUCUCCCUUUCCUAGAGGAGCUUUCCUUGCCUUCGUUAGCCUAGGCGUUCUCGGUGGUUUUUCGGGCACGGCUGGCGGCGUUUCGAGUUGUUCCUUGCGUCAGUCGUCGGGCGAUAGUAGUAGUGAUACCGCAGAGGGUGCACACAAGUGCAAGAGCCACCAGGCCGUAUCGGCUGUGCUAUAGUAGGUGCAUGCCCUGGUAUGGCCAAGAACCGGGAAAGGAGAUCCCAUUUGUCUCGUGAAUUUUCUGUCACCGGGAUUUCGUGAGUCGUAAGAAAUCGUCAUCGCCAGCAC
Ectocarpus siliculosus is the source of this 5110-nucleotide messenger RNA. The record is from the annotation of a GenBank genome assembly. NCBI's taxonomy places the organism in Eukaryota, Phaeophyceae, Ectocarpales, Ectocarpaceae.